Molecule: messenger RNA, 2089 nt
Organism: Vollenhovia emeryi
Lineage: Eukaryota; Metazoa; Arthropoda; Insecta; Hymenoptera; Formicidae
Product: nucleolar protein 11
Exons: 4
Coding region: 158-1966 (602 amino acids)
Biological process (GO): maturation of SSU-rRNA
Cellular component (GO): nucleus; nucleolus
Molecular function (GO): RNA binding
Source: RefSeq, a predicted model, not a curated record
CCGGCGUGGUCAGGUUAGAAGAGGUUAGAACGGCGACUUGCGACAGUUGCGACCUUGCGACCUUACGACGGCAGGCACGUGCUCGAUGCUCGAUCCCUUGUAACGUACAGCGGUAUCCAUUUCAAGUAGCAAUCUAAAAGCAGCUCUACAUGUUAGAAUGGCCAAACUCAGUUCGUACUACACGCUGUGUCCACUCAUCGAUCAGCAGAGUUUGCUGGGCGUUGAGAGGGACAAGGAGACGGGCUCCGCGGUAGUCACUCUCGGCAGGAAUAUAGUGAUACGAUACAAGCUACAAGACCUUAAGCAGAUCAGCAGUUGGUCCAGCAAGGAAAGAUUGACGACGCAAGUCAUCUACGACAGGUCCAAGCAACGUUACGUCGCUGCCUUUAACGAGAGAAAGAUACGGGUUUGGUCGGAAGAGGAGGCAGACCUGAACAACGUCAAGGGAUACAAAUUCCCCUCGCCACUAUACGCUAUACUGCCGUGUGGCGGCUCGUCGCCCAUUCUCGUCCAGCAAAACGGUGCUACGGCUUCCCUGGAAUGGGCCCUUGCCAACAGGAAGACGUGGACGAGCAAGGGUAUAAUUAAGCCUAGGGAGAGAUUGUUGGAUUGUCAGUUGAUCCAUGUAAACGGAAAGACGAGCUUGUUCUGCUUGACCAGAGUGGAGGAGGUCUACAACUAUGUGGUCGUUGGAUUGGAGGAUGCGACCUGCUUGGAGAAGCCCGACACCGUCAGGAGGAUAGAAUUGAUACGAAAGUCCGAGCAGCUCACGGGACACGUGUUGAUACACCACAAGAACGAUGCGUAUCUCCUCACUUUAUGGUCACACGGCAGGCUGUACAGUCAUCCUUUGACGGGAACGUCUUCCGAUUUCGAGUCGAGCAGAUUAAUCAGUGUAAUUACUAAUGUCAAUACCAAGUAUCCCGCUGUCAUGACGCAUCUCGACGAGACGACCAUAGCGAUUUACGGCGCUGAUGUCACGGACGAGGGGGCGAUACUCAUGAUAUACAAUGUACAAUUCAAAUCGGCGCAAGCGGUGCAAAAGCUCAAACUUUACACCAACGAUGCCAAGCUCUGGAAGGUGGAGGACAAAUUAUUGCUCGCGGCCAAUAGACACUUGGCCGUUGCGCUCUACCACCUCGCGCCGCAAAGGAUAGCCGCCAUGUUGGGCUCGUCUUUACGUUUUAGUAGCAGCACCGAUAACGACAUCGUCGUGAUACAAGAGGCGACAGUGGCUCAGUGGGACAAGAGCCAAACGAAAUCUUGCGCGAGAAUAGGUCGAAUACCUUUCAGUAUCUCGAAAAAGAUCCACUCUUACUUGAACGAGGGCUGGAGCGAUGCCGCGAUACAGGAGACCUUGAUCCCGCUCUUGAUGGAAUCUGCCGACGUCGCGUCCAUCUGUUGGUGCCUCGACACGUUUAGAGAUUUACCGGAAAAGUUACUGGUCGACCUUUUGGCCUUUACCUUGACAAGUCCAGAUAAAGUAUUCGUUCCCCUGCAAAACGGCACGACCGAUGCUGCGUCGAGAGCCAAUAAUCCUUAUUCGAGAGACAACUUUCUCGGCAAAGUGUUUAGUGUCAGCUAUUCCAGUGUUUCCUUGUUACCUCGUCUCAAGACUGGUUUAACCUUCGACCAAGUACUUGAACUGUUGGAAUAUUUAAUGUGUAAAUUGAAUGAGGAAACUCACUCGCUCGACGAUAACUCACAGCCGAGUGAUCAACAGUUGUACGAAUGGUCCUGUGUACUUGUCGAUUCUCACUAUCAACAUUAUUUAUUGUCCCAAGACACGCGCGUUUUGGAGCUUUUCAAUCGGCUGGAUUCUAUCCUAGAAGACCAUUUUCAGUUUAUGCAAAACCUAGCAAACUUGAGGCCUAUGAUCGACAGGACCCACAAUGGAAAACCAUUGCGAGCGUCUUCAAAAAGACAGAAUAAAUUUUACUCCAUAGAGGAAAUAAAAUUUUGUUGAUCCAUAAACGAAUUUGUCUUUUAUCCUUGUUAAAAGUGUACUUUAGUAUGUGCGUACACAACACGCGCACGCACGCACAAAAGUAUUGUAAAUGUAAGCGAGAAAAAUAUAACUUUUUUUUUC